AUGAACACAAUUAUCUGCAAACGAGUGCCAUUGAUCGCAUCGGCGAAGACAUGGCUGGCGGCGCUCACAGUCGCUGCUCGCGAUGUGGUCAGUAGCCACCAGACAUUUGUUCACCGGCCUGCAAUGCACUCUAUAUUCUGGUUUAAGUUCUGUAAAGGCUACUGUAUGCUCUACCGUUUGGGAGGGAUAUAUAUCGGUGUGCGUAAGGGCUGGAACUCCUGGAACACGUCAUCGCUGGUAGGCGUGGAGCGGACGGCCGCGAGUCAGACCACCAUCGAAGACGUCUUCAUCAGGAAAUUCAUUUUCGGCACUUUUCACCGCCUCUUCCUCUCAGAGAUCAUCAUUAAAAGGCGCGCAAACCUUAUCGUUGUCGCCGGUAUUGUCCAUCAGUCCAUCGCUCAGACGAAGAUCUACUUUCUGGUCGGAUAUACGGAACAGAUAUUGUCUUAUAUUCUGAAGUGUGUCGUAAAGAUGGACAUUCAGACCACUCACGACCCCAAAGCGCUGAUCGUUAAACAUAUUUAG
Molecule: messenger RNA, 525 nt
Organism: Medioppia subpectinata
Lineage: Eukaryota; Metazoa; Arthropoda; Arachnida; Sarcoptiformes; Oppiidae
Source: the annotation of a GenBank genome assembly